UUCCUUUGGGCUUAAAGACAUCCAAAGUAGGAGGCCUUCUUACCCCAUGCACGUUCAUGGUAGUGAGAAUUGAGAAAGUACACGAGAAAGUUUUGAAAGAAAAUUUAUGUAGUUACUUUGGCAAUUAAUUGCCUUUGGUUCCAUACGGGCGGCAACGUACAGCUUUUAUGAAGAUAACCAGCACUGACUACCAGUAACACGGAAUAAUCGGAAAAAUGCAGAGUUUUGUCCUAAGCUGAUUUAGGCCUAUAACGUGGCCUCGAGAGAAGAACUAAAAAGUUGACAAACCAAUUAGAAAAAGUCGUGCCUGUUAGUCAUGAUAGAUUAUUUGGAUGAAGGGAAGUUUAAACAGUGUUUAGUUCUGAAUAAACCAAGGAAAAGUGAAUAUAGAACUUGUAGUGACUCUAGCAAUCUUUGGGAUUGCGCUGUAAUAGAGUUAUCAAUCUCUUUGAGUGAAUUCAACACUUUAAAGUGAAAACUGAAGAUAUAAUUUGGCUGCUGACGCUGCGCAAACAAGUGUCUCAAAGGCAACUGUCCUGUAGCCAUGGGUAAAGGUAAAAAAGGGAAACGAAAAGAUGAGGAUGAUUGGGAAAAUGACAUAGCAGAAAUUGCAAAGGAAAGUGGUAUAGAUUUGCAAAAAGAGGAGGAGCAUGUGGAUAUAGAUGAUAAAUUAACAAAAAAGAAGCAAAAAAAGAAGAAAGAGAAAGCAUUAGCCAGAAAAGAUUCUGAUGAUGAAGAAAAUGAUGUUCCCAAUAUGGAUAUCAGUGCUGCAAAACCAUCAUUUCAAGCAUUGAUGGUCGAAGAAACCUUGUCAAGCGAUGAUGAAAAGCAUUCCUCUGAGAACGAAGACCAUGUAGAAGAAAAUGAACCACCAAAACCAACAUCUGACAAGCCAAAAGACCAGGACCAGAAUGUUGCUUCAAGCAAAGAAAAGAAGAAAAAAGGGAAAAAGAAGGUAGAUGAAGAAGACCUUGAUGCUAUCCUUGCAGAUAUUGAGGGUGGAUUGGAUAAAGAAGAGAAGGGUACUGGCAAGAAAGGAAAGAAGAAAGGUAAACUGAAGCAGCAAGAGAUGGCGGAAGAGCCAGACAGUACGCAAGAAGGGCAUGAAGAAACCAAAACAGAGAUUGAUGAGUCAAUAAAGAAAAACAAUGAAGAAGUUAGCCCACCAAUGCAAGCUGUUAUGAAGACAGAAGAAAGUAUUGUUGAUGAAAACGCACCAACAAUUAAAACUGCUGCUCAAAAGAAAGCCGAGAAAAAAGAGCGUGAAAAGGAGAAAAAGAAGAAAGAGGCAAAAAAGAAAGCUGAGACUAAGAAGAAGGUGACAGAUGAUGCUCAGGAUAAGGAAGCAGGAUCACAGGCAAAUGAAAAAGAGGCAAUGGUAGAGGUGAAGGAGCCUGGGACUAUCGAGGAAGGCAGUGGUGCAACAGUCACAGUGCAGGAAGAAAAUGCUGCUGCAGCAGAGGAGGAGGAAUCUGGAGAAGACGGUGAUGAUGGUGAAGGAGACAAGAAGAAGAAGAAAAAGAAGAAGAAGAAAGUAAAGGAAGAAGAUGAAAAGAAAAAAGGGAAGAAGCCAGGAAAGGCUGCCCUCAAGCAAAUGCAAGAAGCUCUUGAAAAGCUCAAACUGGAAGAAGAGAAACUCAAAAAGGAAGAGGAAGAAAAACAAAGAGCUUUUGAAGAAGCUGAAAAACUUCGUCUUGAAAAAAUCCGUUUGGAACAGGAAAAGAAAGAACGGAAAAAGCAAAAGGAAAAGGAAAGAAAAGAGAAAUUGAAGAAAGAGGGAAAGUUGCUUACUCCUGCCCAAAAAGAGCAAAAGCGCAGAGCUGAGAUGAUGCUAGCUGCCAUGAAACAGCAAGGAAUCGAAGUACCAACAAAAGAAGUAGUUGAACAACGGAAAAAAGUAAAGUACGUGAAGAAAAAGAAGAAUCAACCGAUUCAAAGAGAAACUUCAGAAGACUCGUCGAAAGAUGUGACAGAAGGCGAAAAAGAAAGUGAAAAGGAAAGCGAAAAAGAAAGUGAGAAAGAAAUAGAAAAUGAAAAUGACAGUGUGGAUAUUGUCGAGAAGUCAGAAGAAUUGGUGCAAGAGGUUGAAACUCCUGAAGAUUUGAAAAAGGAAGAUUUGGUAGAUUCAUGGGAAGAACAUGUAGAUGAGACCCGGGAACAUCCGAAGGGGACAGAGAAGGUCGUUGAAACAAAAGAGAUUCCAACGAAAGGUGAAAGUGGACCAGAGAAUGCAGAGCCAACCAAGAAGACGGAGCAAGAAGAGAAAAGUGAAGAAGAAAGCGAGUCAGAUUCUAAAGAAGAUGAGAGCGACUACGAAAGUGACGAUGAGAGCGAGGAAGAAUCGGAUAGCAGUGAGGAGGAGUACGAAAAGUUGACGCCGGAGAAGAUCAAAGAAAGGGCCAGAGAAAGGAUAAUGAAACGAAGAGAAGAGGCCGAAGCAAAGCGAACAACGGACCAUUUAAGAUGUCCUGUUAUCUGCGUUCUUGGUCAUGUGGACACUGGAAAGACUAAAAUUCUUGACAAGAUUCGUCACACCAAUGUUCAAGAUGGCGAGGCCGGCGGGAUUACUCAGCAGAUUGGUGCAACAAUGGUACCGCUGGAUGCUGUUAGAACGCAGACAAAAAUGAUCAAAGAGUUUCUCAAGUUCGACCUCAAGCUACCUGGCUUACUGAUCAUUGACACACCUGGUCACGAAUCCUUCAGCAACCUACGAACACGUGGCUCUAGUCUGUGUGAUAUGGCAAUUCUUGUUGUUGAUAUUAUGCAUGGCUUGGAGCCUCAGACAAUUGAAUCGAUAAAUCUAUUGAGAAAGAAACAUACCCCCUUCAUUGUUGCGCUGAACAAGAUUGAUCGUCUCUUUGAAUGGAAAAGAGGUCCAACUAGCCAAGUCGAUGACACGAUAAAGAAGCAGAAGAAAAACACAAAACUGGAAUUCGAAGCAAGGACUCAGCAAGUAAUUGGAGAGUUCGCUGAACAGGGACUCAAUGCUGAGUUGUUUUACAAGAAUGUUGAUGAGAAGAGCUAUAUUUCAUUAGUUCCCACAUCAGCACACUCCGGAGACGGGAUGGGGGACCUGAUAUCACUGGUCUGCAAACUUACUCAGACUCGAUUGGCCAAAAAAUUAGCAUUUUCUCAAGAAAUUCAAAGCACAGUUAUGGAGGUCAAAGCGUUGCCAGGAUUAGGAACUACUGUUGAUGUCAUUUUGGUAAAUGGUAAGCUGAGAGAAGGUGACACGAUUGUAACUGGUGGCAUUGACGGUCCAGUUGUGACACAGAUUAGAGCCAUCCUCACGCCACAGCCUCUGAAAGAGCUAAGAAUCAAGAGUAAUUACAUUCAACACAAAGAACUCUUGGCAGCCCAAGGUUGUAAAAUAACUGGUAAAGAUUUAGAGAAGGUCAUGGCUGGAGCACCUAUCUUUGUUGCUGAGCAACCAGAUGAAAUUGAACCCCUCAAGGAAGAAGUCAAUGAAAUUGUUCGUUCAAGUCUGAAAGCAAUCAAGCUAUCUGAACGCGGUGUUUACGUGCAAGCAUCCACACUUGGAUCGCUGGAAGCUCUUCUCGAGUUUUUGAAAACUUCGAAAAUCCCGUACUCCGGUGUAAACAUCGGACCAGUGCAUAAGAAGGAUGUCAUGAAGACGUCAGUUAUGCUGGAACACGAACCGCUGUAUGCGGUUGUUUUGGCAUUUGACGUCAAAGUCGAGCGAGACGCCCAAGAUUUGGCCGACAAGGAAGGAAUCAAGAUUUUUACGGCUGAUAUUAUUUAUCAUUUAUUUGACAAAUUUACUGCAUACACAGAGGAUUACAGGCAAAAACAAAAGGAGAAACACAAGAAUCUUGCGGUAUUUCCAUGCAAACUACGCGUCUUACCUCAACAUAUUUUCAAUUCGCGAGACCCUAUUGUUAUUGGGGUUCACAUCGAGGCUGGCACUCUUAGACUUGGAAUGCCGCUAACUGUACCCGCAAAAGAGUUUUGUGAUAUUGGGGUCGUCACCGGCAUUGAGGCUAACCACAAGAACAUGGAUAAGGCAACUGCUGGCCAAGAAGUUUGUGUCAAGAUUGAACCGACAGGCGAAGCACCUAGAAUGUACGGGAGACAUUUCACUUACGAGGACACGAUUAUGAGCAAGAUUUCUCGUGAAUCCAUCGAUGUCCUUAAGAGUUAUUUCAGAGAUGAUAUGACCAAACUUGACUGGCAGCUUAUAAUUGAAAUGAAGAAGAUUUUCAACAUUAUUUGAACUAAGGACGUGAGCUAUGAAUCAAAAUAAACUGCCCAAUUUAGGAUCUUUCGACAUGCUGUUUUGUCUUCUGUUUUUGAAUAGUUGCCAUUACAUUAACCCUUCUGCUUCUGAACAGCCUAAUGCAAUAAAUCUUUGAAUUAGAAAAU
Messenger RNA from Rhopilema esculentum, 4383 nucleotides. Its product is annotated as eukaryotic translation initiation factor 5B. The record is from RefSeq and is a predicted model, not a curated record. Gene Ontology annotation, cellular component: mitochondrion; cytoplasm. Gene Ontology annotation, biological process: translational initiation. Gene Ontology annotation, molecular function: translation initiation factor activity; GTP binding; GTPase activity. NCBI's taxonomy places the organism in Eukaryota, Metazoa, Cnidaria, Scyphozoa, Rhizostomeae, Rhizostomatidae.